Messenger RNA from Ceraceosorus bombacis, 510 nucleotides. The record is from the annotation of a GenBank genome assembly. NCBI's taxonomy places the organism in Eukaryota, Fungi, Basidiomycota, Exobasidiomycetes, Ceraceosorales, Ceraceosoraceae.
AUGUUGUCUGUUCGAAGGCCCGUUAGCGGAAAGGUCUGCGGGGCGCCCAGCUCCAUGGUCAUGUCAUCUCGACCUCUCAUCUGCGUCGAGACCUUUCUUCAGUCGUGGAAGAUCAAAGCAAGAUUCGUUUCUGAGCCAAGUCGCAGCUUUCACGCUACACCCCAUAGCUCGUAUCGGCUCGCAGAUGGUCAACGUCAGCAAACACACCGCCUCGCUCCGACGUUUCAAGUCAGAUGGAUCUCCUCCCCUUCAGCCUACACAGGUACACGUCCAGGAGAGUCAUACGCGCCGAGCGAACGUGAGCGUCGUGCGCCUGCGAUGGAGGACACAAGUCAAGAUACAGCACACUCGGCACGAACGAGCACGACGGAGCUGAGCAGUACGGAUCCUUUGGAUGUCUAUCUUUCAUUGGUGGAAAGGGGACUCGUCAGAAAGGACGACGAGCAGAUCAGAGUGAUGGUCAAAGUCAGUGCGCAGAUUCGGACGGUUCGUACCCUGCAUGAAAGCUGA